CGCCGGCGCCCGCCGGGGAGCCGGAUUUGGAGCGCGCGGCGCCGGCAGGGCCGGAGGGGGCGGCGCGGCGGAGCCUCCUUUGGCCUCGGACACUCCUCCUCGCCGGUCGCCGCCGCCCGCCUCCACCUGCGCCUCUAGCUCGCUCGCCCCGGCCGGGCCCGGUCGCCACUUCCGGCCGCUCACCUGGGACGCGCUCACUUGCCUCCGGGCGCCCGGGCAGCAGAAUGAAGGACCGGCUGGAGCAGCUGAAGGCUAAGCAGCUGACACAGGACGAUGACUCCGAUGAGGUCGAGAUUGCCAUUGACAACACAGCUUUCAUGGACGAGUUCUUCUCUGAGAUCGAGGAAACUCGGCUCAACAUUGACAAGAUCUCGGAGCACGUGGAGGAGGCUAAGAAGCUCUACAGUAUCAUUCUGUCUGCACCAAUUCCAGAGCCAAAAACCAAAGAUGACCUAGAGCAGCUCACCGCUGAGAUCAAGAAAAGGGCCAACAGCGUGCGGAACAAACUGAAGAGCAUGGAGAGGCAUAUUGAAGAAGAUGAGGUCCGCUCGGUAGCAGACCUCCGGAUUCGGAAAUCCCAGCACUCCGUCCUGUCCCGGAAAUUUGUGGAGGUGAUGACCAAAUACAAUGAGGCUCAGGUGGACUUCCGUGAACGCAGCAAAGGGCGCAUCCAGCGGCAGCUUGAAAUCACCGGCAAAAAGACAACAGAUGAGGAGCUGGAGGAGAUGUUGGAGAGUGGGAACCCUGCCAUCUUCACUUCCGGGAUCAUUGACUCCCAGAUUUCCAAGCAAGCCCUCAGUGAGAUCGAGGGACGGCACAAGGAUAUCGUGAAGCUGGAGAGCAGCAUCAAGGAGCUUCAUGACAUGUUUAUGGACAUCGCCAUGCUGGUGGAGAAUCAGGAUUGUGGCUGAUCCUUAACGUUGCUCUUCACCGUCAUCCUGUGCACUGAUCAGCUCCUCCUCCCCGGCCUCCCUUAGAGUCCAAUUUUUCUGCAGCCUGGUGUGGCCACCUUGUCUUCAGAUGGGACCAGAGCUUGAAUGGCCUUCCUGAGUGAGAACGGGACCCAUUCCUCUGUUUCCUUGUAACCAUCCUUGGACCUGACCCAGCAAACCAUCUGGUCCUGAGGAAUCUCAUCUACCUGAUACAACUUUGCGUUUUCCUCAGAACCUUGUCCUGCCCACCAGCUCUGAAGUGCCUUCCCUCCUGGAAAGUCUGAACCAACCCAGCUUCUCUUCCCUCUGAUGUGUCAAAUUUUGCCUCGCACCUUGGAAAGCCUAUUUGAGACCUCCCCAAGGUGCUGUAUUUUCUACCUCAUGGAGUAUUCUAGAAAUUGCAAUGCAUUUUUUAAAGGGGAUUGGGGUCUUCAACAAAGCAAAGGGAUGCUUCCAGGUUUGACAACAAUAGGCUUAGACCUGAGCUUUCUACCUGGCAGGAUCCCAGUCCUCAGUUUGUUGUCCCCAUGUUCUGAAAAUAUGAGGGAUUGGCAGAUGUCAUUUUGGUAUGGGAAGCAGACUUGUUUGAUAUUCAGCCUUAAAUUAAGCUCUUAGUAUGUUCAGCUUGGUGGCCAACUUUGAUAUUUGUCUGUGCUGUAUUCUCUCAUGUUUACUUAAGGAGGUGCCAGCAUGAUACAGUCACCUGAGGUUACCAUUUGUGAAGGCGGAGCAUAUGGGAUGUUUAUCUUUAUGGCUGAGUCUUGGAAACUGGUCACCCACUGUUAGAGCAAUGAUAUAGGAAGCCAUUGCCUUGAGGCCAGAAAUAACUAGGUACUUAAAGUUGGGCCAGGGACAAGGUGCUUGAGUGUCAGGCGCUGGAAAUGUUUCAGACUGGUGCGAGCAUUCACCCAUUUCAUGUGUUCCAGCUGAGUUUUUAUAAUCAUGUGUGAGAUAGAUGUACAUAUAUGUAUGUGUCUUUCAUGAAGUAAGAAGCUAGAAGUGGAGGAUAUUAUAACCUCAGAAAAAUGACAUUGAGCUAGGUUAAAACUUAGGCAAGAGACAUUUGCUUACCUGCAAAUGAGUCAUAGAAAUAUGAUCUUCCCAUGACAUCGAGGAACCUGCCAUUUCGGGAUGACUACUGGGAGAAUCAUAGAUCUUUUGGAGUGAGGACUAAGUUGAUUUCCAUAAGUACUUCUGCUUAGCAGACAGAUGUGACAACCUUUGACAUCCCCCUCCCCGCCCCCUGCCCCCACCUCAGCUAGGCUUGUCCACAGCAAUUUGAUAUCAUUUCUGUGCCUUUGGAAUGUCCUGUUUCCAGGGCUGAUUCAGUGGGGGACACCAGGGACUACUGAGUAGCUCUCCCUUCUACCAAGUUAAUGAGCUUGACAGAUUCCCUGUCUCCCCAAAUUCUCGUCAUGGAGGAAGUAGUGGCCAAUCAACUUGCAAGUGCAGUGACUGUGUGAACCCAGCGGUGAGUCUCUUGAUUCCCUGCCAAUGUGUGCCAGUCUGCCUGAUUUAUAUUUCAGCACUUGAUUUUAAUGCUUUCUAGGAUAGGGUGAGCACCCUAAUCCAGGCACUGCCCGUUAGCUUCCUUUGCAAAAGCUACGAACACCCAUUCGUCGCCCACAUUCACAGAGUCUCGGGGAAGCCCUCUUGCCCUUGGCUAUGAAGUUGACAGUGGACUGGCUCCAGCAGCAAGGCCAGACAAGCUCUAAUUGUAGGCUUUUGAUCUCCAGAGAUUGAGGCCUGGGGCUUAUAGUUUGGAAUACAAGUUUUUUUUUGUUGUUGUUAUUUGUAUUUUUUUAAUGUAAACUUGAUUAUUUUAUUGCUAUUUAAAAAAUAAAUGACUUUAUAUUGAUUGUGAAACAGUUCUGGCUCUAUUUCUCUGCAAAGCACAGUGACUGGGUGCCACCGUGUGGUGGUUUUUGUUUAGGUUUUAGAAAGGGAUUAAAAUCUUUUUCAAAUGUGCUAGAUCAGAUGCAUCAGAAGUUUUAAUUUUUGAAAGUGGUUUAACUCUCAAGGAAUACAAUGUAACUGUAUUAGAGGUUCCAGAUUUGAGGUGCUGCCCCCAAAAGAAUUUGGUUCACUCACUGAGUACUGGCUGUAGGAGGGCAUGGAGUGAACGCGUUGUGAUGGUAUCUAGAAGGCAGAAGAACAUAGGAAACAUCCUCCAAGAUAGCUGUUGAUCGAAUGUUGAGUCUCUCACCUAGAUGUGACAUUCCUGUUAACACUCUGGGUAUCUAGCCGCCAGAUCCAUCUCCCUUUUCCUGCGUAUCCUCUUCCCCGUCCACAUCCACUUGUCUCCCUUCCUUCGGGACGCUCUGCAGUGAUGUUUCUCAUGUGCUUUUUCUUUCCUUGACUGGA
This is a messenger RNA of Hipposideros armiger (great roundleaf bat), 3296 nucleotides long. It is a transcript of the gene STX3, whose product is annotated as syntaxin 3. Gene Ontology annotation, cellular component: endomembrane system; postsynapse; plasma membrane. The transcript is spliced from 9 exons. Lineage: Eukaryota; Metazoa; Chordata; Mammalia; Chiroptera; Hipposideridae. Gene Ontology annotation, molecular function: SNARE binding; SNAP receptor activity. Bases 225 to 911 code for a protein of 228 amino acids. Gene Ontology annotation, biological process: intracellular protein transport; exocytic insertion of neurotransmitter receptor to postsynaptic membrane; vesicle fusion. The record is from RefSeq and is a predicted model, not a curated record.